AAGGGAGGGUUAACCAGGCAGCAUCUCCUCCCUCUUUGCGGCCUAACGGUGACGGACCCAGGUGACAGUUCACCGUGCAGACCCCGGGCAUCUUCUGAGGAUUGUGGAACGUAGCGGGGUGGGGCCCCUCUGAUGCGCAUCAGAAAGCCGAUCCAGACCGCGAAUGCAAUGGGCUCCUCACAGCAAAUUCAGUCUAUUUCAGUUUAAAUUAUAGUAGCUGUGUAGAACUAGUAGCCUACAACGGACUUUCCUCAUUUGUAUUAUAAGGCUCUUCAAUUUCUUACCAUCCAGCAAGCAUCGUUUUUCUAUUCUGAAAAAUAGAGACAUAGGUAGACACGUACAUUUUUCUGACUGGACAGAAUUUGAGUGUGCGCAGGGAGCAUCAUUUUCCCGUCUCUGGUCCGUGAGUAGGACGUUCAUCCAGGCCUCUCUCAUCAGUAGCUUAACACUUUGAUUCAGAUUUUAAGUGCAUAGGUUAUUAUAUAUCCAUCGUUGAUUAUGGCCUGGCCGUGCAUCACACGGGCUUGCUGCAUUAACCGCUUCUGGAGUGAGUUAGACAAAGCGGACAUCGCUGUGCCUUUGGUUUUCACGAAAUAUUCGGAUGUGGCUGAGGUGCAGCAUCUCCACCCUCAGCCACCAUCUAGACAGACGAGGACCGGCCCCAUCACCAUAGAAACCCAGCCUUCUCACAGUGAACAGGAGGCGGCGGCGGUAAGGGCACCGCCCGCGACUGGUGCCGCAUCAGGAAAACAUGGCUGUAGUGCGUCUGUGAUGCGCCAGGAUUUCAGGGAAUGGAAAGAUAUACGCCCGGAGCCCAGCUGCAAACCCAAGAAUGAAUAUCACCCCUCCGCGACACCUUUCCACAACGUAACACAGUAUCAGAAGGAUUAUAAACCAUGGCCUGUCCCGAAAAAGGGAGACCACCCCUGGAUCCCCAAACCCAGCCCAACUGCCUCCUUCGAUGCCCAAGAACGGGGCGUGGGGACCACAACGAAGCAUGCAACUACAGAGCACGAGAGCGGUGUGGAGAAGAGUGAAAUUGAAGAAAAGGUGCAAGAGAAAGUAUCCAAAGAGAGGAAAAAGAAAACAGCGAAGAAGGAGAAAACUGUAGAAAAGAAAGUGAGUGCCAAAAUGGAGGGACAGCCACCGGCAGAUGUCACUGUGGAGGGGAAAGGAAGGGCAGCAGCAGACGCGCUGAACAGACAGAUAAAACAUGUCGUCUCAACUGGCACUGGCAGCUCUUAUAGAAAUGAGUUCAAGGCGUACAAAGAUGUGAAGCCAGUGAAGUCAACCAAGCCCCAGUCUCAGUACAAACCUCCUGCGGAUGACAAGGACAAGUCCAGCCUGGAGACCAGCUACAGCGCCACCUACAAGGGAGAGCAGACCAAGGUGCAGCCCACUGACAACAAGCUGCUGGAGCGCAGGAGGAUACGCAGCCUGUACAACGAGCCGGGUGGCAAGGAGACCACCAAGGUGGACAAGACAAAAACCAAACCAAAAAAGACAACGACAACGAGCAAAAUGGUGAAAAAGGUGAAAGAGAAGACCAUCGCUGGUGCACUGUCAACCAAGAAGAAAACCUCCACGAGCACCAAGCCAGACGAGUGCAAGCCAGAGGGAGGCGUUAUUUCAAAAAAGAGCAAAGAGAUAAGCAACAGACUGGCUGAGGCAAAAAAGUAAAAACAAAUCAUCUCUGCACUACUUUACUUAGGGAAUUAAAGGCUGCCUAAUGAAUUAGAGGACUCUCAUCCAUUUGGUCUAUCUCUUUCUCUCUGUAUUUUCCUUCAUGUUCCUCAUCUCUAUGUAUACGCACUAGAUGUGGAGCUUUUAAGUUGACAUUUUGAUGUUUUCACCAUGCUGUCAUUUAACUAUAGUGCUUUGUGCGUGUCUGUGUGAUCGCGGGUGUGUGUGUGUGAGUGUGCACUUACUCUCUCUGUUAUAAGUUUAGCACAUAUUUUGCACAUUAUUUUGGUGCAUUUGUCAAUCUUUUGUAGAAAGAAAACCAUUGUAAAACAGAGAGUCAUUGAUACACAGUAUAUGUAGAGAACCGUUAUUGGCUCUUAAAUGGCAAUUGAAGGCAGUGAGGUUUUGAUUAUUUAUCUGACUAUAUCCUCAUAGUGAUAGUCUCUGUUCUUAUUUUCCAUCUCUUAGACUGCAUUGACUAUCUGGUCUCUGCAGAUAUAAAAUCUUAAUUACUGUAGCGUUUCCUGGUUACAGUGACUCCACUCUUUGAACCUAGAUUUCAUUUAAUUAUUCAGGAAGAUAUCUGGUUUCAUCAAUUUGGUUGCUAAGGAACCAGCUGAACUGUAAUGUCAUUUCUACAGCUUGCAUGCAAGGCCCUCUUUCUGGUUGUAUAGUCGCAUUCAAAUAUACUAUUCCCAUGGUCACAAUCUAGUUUGUAAUUUAAAUCAUUAAUGAGAAAUCAAAGGGGGCAAACCAUUUCCAGAAUAACUGCAUGUGUAGUGAUAGUCUGAUCUCAUACCAUAAGUGUCUACACAAACAAACAACAAAACUGUCACUGACUUACAGUACAAAAGAUGCACGUAGUAUUCUAGUGCCUAUUGAAGCUGUUAUGUCAACCCACCAGCUUUGUAGUUCUGCCUUCACACACAUGGUUCUACUGCCUUCUUCAAUGUGAGAACCACUUUGUCAACUUUCCAGUUAUUUGAUACAGUAUGAAAACGGAUGUAUUUCUGAUAAUACACCCCUCUUUAAUUAUAUGUCGUUAUUUUAUCCAUUACAAAGCUGUGAUGCUAUUUGUGUGCAAAACCAUGUAUAAUGUUAAAAAUGAGCAUAUGUAUGAUAUAGGAAAUAGGAUUUUGUAUUUACUCAAUCACCUCCACUUUCUUCAAUGGGCUCAGUAGUUACGUGUAAAAAGAUAAGGAGUGGGCCAGGAUUAGAAGAUCAAAAUCGCUUUUUGGAACAUGCAGCUGCCUGUCUGGAACCAUUGAUAUCAGAUCAAUUCACAGUGAAUGUGAGUGCUACUCUCACCCUGUCUCUCUUAUGUACCUGCAGUCCGCCAGUGUGUUACAGUAUGUGGCAGUCCUCCUCCCAUAUGCUGUUGUGCAUCUGCUACUGUCUAUUGUAUCCCAGACCACCCUGCUCUCUGCUGCCUGUCAGGGUUCAGUGUGUUAGACCUCCGCAGCCCACCUGCUCCUAGCGCCUGCCCCCCAGUACUAACGUGUUGAGCACACCACACCUCGGUGCUAUGACACUUUGAACUAUAUGCUGUCAGUUUGAUGCUAAUGUACUCAAACCGUGUGAAAUGAUGACAAUAUGUCAUAUACUCCAGAUGUGUUGUGAUUGUGUGCUUGUAUUCUCAGCUUGCUCUGAAUGAACUGAUUAAAAAUGUUGAAGCAGAA
This is a messenger RNA of Oncorhynchus gorbuscha (pink salmon), 3362 nucleotides long. Its product is annotated as microtubule-associated protein 6 homolog. Gene Ontology annotation, cellular component: Golgi-associated vesicle; microtubule; cis-Golgi network. The transcript is spliced from 3 exons. Gene Ontology annotation, biological process: cytoskeleton-dependent intracellular transport; regulation of microtubule cytoskeleton organization; microtubule cytoskeleton organization. Bases 499 to 1680 code for a protein of 393 amino acids. The record is from RefSeq and is a predicted model, not a curated record. NCBI's taxonomy places the organism in Eukaryota, Metazoa, Chordata, Actinopteri, Salmoniformes, Salmonidae. Gene Ontology annotation, molecular function: microtubule binding; calmodulin binding.